AUGGUGGAAUCAGCAGCGGGACUCGAAUCCUGUUGUGGCCGACACUCCAGCUCCACAGAUGCGCAUACGAUGACCCGCACGGGCCCGUUUCACACAACUGCUGCCAUCUCUGUAGAGAAGACACGAUGCUUGACAGAGCCAUACGUAGCUCCGCCCGCCACCGCUGCUAUCGCAGCUGGCCUUACACCAAAGUCAUCCGUUGCGUCCACAGAGGAGGGGCGCCGCCUGCUGCCACGCAGGCUUUCUAUUCGUAGUCUUGACAGAACUGCCGAGUUGUGGGACAUCUGCAGCGAUCAUGUAGAGCGACAGAGUAGCGCCACCGCAGCAGCUGCGGAAAAGGAGGAAGUGGACGAGGGGAGCAUCCCGUACGACUACGAAUCAGAGAUGGAGGAGUGCAGCCAGUACACCUUUAGCGACGCGCCGUACAGCCCGUCCACGACGGCAGCGUUGGCGUCCGCGGGGUCGCCGCUGACGGGAUCGAUGUCAUCUUCCAGGCGGCCUGGUACGCCGCAGAUUCCUUCUGUUAUGGCGCUACCUUCCAGUGUUGCCACGGCUCCGGAGCAGGAAUCGCUGAGCCCACAGUGGUGCGAGCGUCAGCGCCGUGAUAAUGCCUCGUACCACGCUGACGAGCACUACGCUUGGCAGCAAGACAUGAGGCAGGCGGCUACCGCGGGGCCCUCGCAGAUGCGCUACGCUCUUCGCUCCCUUGUGCGAGAGGCGUGUUGCCGCGAAAUUCGAUCUUUGCGCUCGCAGCCCGCCGUCUCUUUUACUCGGAUGGACGCACCUCAAUCGGCGAGCUAUACUCUCUCCUCGAUGCGUGCGUCAUGCAUGCUGGCCUCGGCCACCACGGCAGCGCAGAGUAAGGCCCGCUACAUCCAGAUCGUCAUCGAGCACUGGAAGGCUCUGGAGGAACGCCUCGAGGAGAUGUUGGCGGAGACGGAGAAGGGGAGCGUGGUGGAAAGCGAGUCGCACCUGCGCUCUGUGGGCUACGCCCUAAAUGCUCUAUCCCUCUUCAGCAACGACCCUCAGCUCAUCAUCCGUGACAUAAACAUGGGGCAUGUCGAGGAGCAUCGCCGCCAGCGGCACGAUCGCAAGGCACAGCUGCUCAUGACACUCGAGUCGCAGGGGCGGCUCUUCCUGUUACCCACCCUAUAUGCUGAGGAGGUGGAGGAGCCGAUGCCAGUUCUGAACAUCGAGUCAGUGCUGACCUCGAACGAGAAGGUUGGUGAGUACACGCACCCAUGGCAGCUGCUGUCGCCUGACAUGUCUCUCUACUCGCCGUCGCCGAGCCCCACGCCGGACGAGUCCAUUGGCACUCUCUCCCCGUGCUCGUCUGUGUGCAUCUCUGCCACAUGCUCGCCCAUCCUCGCCUCUGAGUCUCCCUCAGUCAUCUCCACUCGGCUGAAAGUCGGCCGCAGCGAUGUCUGGCAGGACAUGAGGCCGCCGCGGUUGCCUUUUUUAGACCUCUUCAUGACGACACCGGCUGUGGUGCCAUCCACUGCCGUAGCAAGCAACGAGAUCGGCACGCCGUACGUCAUGCCGGUGGACCCCACCUAUGCGCAGCGGGAGGUGAACCGGCAAGAAGCGCUCGCUCAUACCACCGUGGUUGAUUCUCUGUUCUCCCCGCAGCUCUCCGGUGCCAUGGUCCGGUGCGAGAACGCAUCUGCGUGCGCUUCAGAUGACCACCUGCGUCCGAUACGGCUUGAUGGCGCGGAGAGCAGUUGGGAGUCGUACGUGGAAGAGGAUGUGUUUGACUUCGCCGAGGGGAUCAACAUGGGUGAAGCAGAGUUGCUCCUACUGAGCUUCGAAAUGAGCGAGGCCGUCUCUACAGCGGAGCCGGUGGCACUGAUACGAGCGACUCUGACGGAUGGCUGA
Molecule: messenger RNA, 1875 nt
Organism: Leishmania braziliensis MHOM/BR/75/M2904
Lineage: Eukaryota; Euglenozoa; Kinetoplastea; Trypanosomatida; Trypanosomatidae
Exons: 1
Coding region: 1-1875 (624 amino acids)
Source: RefSeq, a predicted model, not a curated record